CUAAAAAUAGAUUCGUCACACUUUGACCUAAAUCCAAAUUAUCUUUCCAUUUUUAAAACGUUUCGUGCGUUCCACGCAAACCUCGCAUCUUCUCCAAUUCUCCCUCUCCCUUCUCACAACCACCGGUUAAAUACUUAACCUAAUCUCUCCAACUCUCCCCUAACAAUGUCUUCUCACUUCCCCGCAAAAUCCAUCCCAGCGACUCGAUCCAUUUCGUUAAACAUCCCACACUCGAAUCCUCCCAAGGAUCUCCGGUACAGCCUCUCCGCUAACCCUCUCACGAGCAGCGAGGAUCGUCCACAGUCUGGAAACGGCGUCGCGGGGAUCCUCUACAAAUGGAUAAACUACGGCCGAGGAUGGAAGCGGCGGUGGUUCGUCCUCCAGGACGGUGUGUUGUCGUAUUACAGGAUCCACGGUCCGGAUAAGAUCUCUCUCUCCGUGGAGAUGGAUCGGCGUUCGAAGCUGAUCGGUGGCGAGUCCUUGCGGUUCAUAUGCCGACAUAGCAAACGCGGUGAUGUUCAUAGUCCUGGCAAUCCGCUAGGUCAGAUUCACCUCAAGGUCUCAUCAAUCGGACAAAGUAUAUCAGACAGCAAAAGAUUCACUGUAUUUACUGGUACAAAGAGUCUGCAUUUACGAGCGGCAUCAAGUGAAGAUCGUACAGCUUGGAUCGAAGCUUUGCAUGCUGUUAAAGAAACCUUUCCAAGAAUAUCAAACGAAGAAUUAAUGGCAACGACUACUAGUGUAUCGGUCUCGACCGAUAAGCUAAGAGAAAGAUUAAUGAAAGAAGAAGUUGACGAGACAAUCAAAGAUUGUGAAGAUAUAAUGAAAAACAAUUACAUCGCAUUGCAUAAUGAGGUCAUGACGCUUAAACAGUACCAGUGUCAUCUUGUGGAUACUCUCAAGAAUGUUAAUCGUGUCCCAGAGCUCGAGUAAUGAGUUAUCUAUCUCGUCAUUCUGAUUUAUCAUCAGUGAUGUUUAAAGUUAGUAUUUGCAUAUAGAAUUUCCGUAAGAUGAUAUCAUUUAUUUUAUAAUUUUAUUAGA
Messenger RNA from Raphanus sativus (radish), 1041 nucleotides. Its product is annotated as oxysterol-binding protein-related protein 1C. Lineage: Eukaryota; Viridiplantae; Streptophyta; Magnoliopsida; Brassicales; Brassicaceae. The record is from RefSeq and is a predicted model, not a curated record.